Dimorphilus gyrociliatus is the source of this 2095-nucleotide messenger RNA. The record is from the annotation of a GenBank genome assembly. Lineage: Eukaryota; Metazoa; Annelida; Polychaeta; Dinophilidae.
CAUGAGCGUCAGUGCGGCUCUCGCAGAAUCUUUAAUGAAGAGAAAUUCGAAAGCUUCUACUGCUACAGUUAGGCAAAGGCGUCUAAAAACGAAUAUUCAAGUAAAUAGUCAAGGUUUCAUUUCUUUGGACAUUUCAAAGAGGGAUCUAAGAAAGUUGCCAUCGGAAUUAUUUCGUUUCGCAAGAUUGGAACAUCUAAAUUUGAGUGACAACAAGCUCAGCAAUUUACCAUCAGAUUUUUCGAUAUUCUAUAGAUUAAAAAUUUUGCAGUUGGAUCAUAAUAUUCUUAAUAUAAUUCCCUAUCCAGUUACCCAAUGUUCUCAUCUUAUAGAAUUGGAUAGGCUCAAGCAGCUCCAUCUAGCGAAUAAUAAAUUUGAACAUAUUCCACCAAGUGUGUGUACCCUUGUAAAUUUGGAAGGAAUAAGCUUUAAGGCAAACAGGCUAUUAACUUUGCCUUCCUCCUUUGAAAAUCUUACUAAAUUACAGCAUGUAAGUUUGGCCGAGAAUGAGUUUGAGAGUAUGCCACAUGCAAUUAGUUGCCUGAAAUCGUUACGUGGUUUAGAUUUAACGAAGAAUAAACUUCGAUCUCUUCCAUCUAGAAUAGCUCGCCUGAAGCAUCUUAAGGUAUUAUUAAUAUCAAAUAAUAGACUACAAUCGUUGCCGAACGGCUUGGAAAAUAUCGAGAGAUUGGCGGCUGCUAAUAACUAUCUAAAUAGUAGCCAAACAAAUAUCCAUUCAAUGAAUAAAUUAACCCAUCUGGACUUGAGUAAUAAUUCAUUAGCUGCCUUACCAAGGGGUCUCUUUAGAUGUCUUAAAUUAAUAGAUCUAAGAUUGAAACAAAACAAAUUAACAUAUCUUCCUCAAGAAAUUACAGUUUUAAACAAUUUAGAAGUAUUGGAUGUAUCUCAGAAUCGAAUAACAUUACAACCUUUAAUUAUUGACCAACUAACUUCCUUAAAAUCUUUUGAUUUAAGAGGGAAUCCUAUAGAAAAUCAGCAAAAUACAACUCGACGAAGUCGUUCUGAGUUUAUUCAAAGUAAAUCGCCAGAAGCUGAUAGUGACUAUAAUAGUGCUAUUAACUAUGAUUCGGAAAGAGCUUCUUUAUCACCUAUUCAUCAAACUCCUGCCACACCUUCGAUUCAUUCACCAACUAUUCAGAAGCCGCAAAGUCGUCCGAGAACCCCCGUUCAAUAUGCUCAUGACACAUCGCUCCAUAUUUGGCGACCAGUAUCUCAAAAAUCUUCGCCGAGUUCUUACACUAGAGAAUGGUUAGUGGCUGAUGAAUUAAGUAGGAGAAGUACAGUUGUAAAUGUUGGUGAAAGUGUUCCAGAUCCAUCAGAUGUUAGUUUAAACACUGAAGAUCAAUUGGCUAAGGUUGUUAAAAGUAUGGAAAAUAUGUUAAAAGAACAUGAAUCAUCUCCUCCACCCAGAACAGGAAUUUUUCGGAAAAGUAUAAACAAGACAAAUACGCUAAGGACAUUAAGAGGUCUUUCAGAAUCGCCUCAGCACUCCGAUCACAGUCAUAACACUCCUACAGAUUUCAGGGCAUCUUUAAGAUAUGAGAUUGAAACCACUCUAGAGGAUUCGAUAUCUGGCGUUAUGGUACUUUCUCCGUUAGAAUCUUUCUGGCUUACACCUUCAGGUGGAGUUUUCCACUCUCAAACCGAUAGUCAUGUAAGUCUAACAGUACCACCAGGAGCAGUUGAUAGGCCUAGUAUGGUCAGUGUGCAAAUUGAAACACCAAACACCAAAGAAUUCGAUAGGUUAAAAAUAACAAAACCAUCUAUUGCUAAUAUUAUCUGGAUGAGUAGUGUAGUUCAUGUUGCAACUAGUGGAGAGUUAGAGUUUAACGAUAGAGUUACCUUAACUCUUCAAGCACCUCCGUCUGAGAUAAAUGGUAGAUUGCAUGUAAUUAGUAUAAUCUCUGGACGAAUGUGCUGUAUACCAUACGAGGGAGCAAUAAUGGAUGUAAAAGGUAGGCUCAAUAUACAGUUAUGGACUGCAAAAGCAAAUUUGGCAGCUUUAGUAACACAAUCUAAAUGUAAAUAUAAAGCUUGUAAAAGUUUGGAAGCUCUAUUACAUCCAUACUCUUUAUAA